AUGCCCAAGGAUUACAAUGGAUCACCAAAGCAUUAUAAUCAACUUGAAUCCAAGAGAAAUAGACUCACUUGGAUUUUAGGUGUAAGUGGAUUAUGUAUUUUGUGCUAUGUAAUGGGUACAUGGAAAAGUACAGGAACACCUAACCAAUCUGAGAAGUACUCAAAAGUAGAUUGCAAUACUGGAACAAACACAGGCUCGUCCUCGUACUCGUCUUCGUCGUUGGCGAAUUUAGAUUUUUCAAGUCAUCAUUCAAUUGAAAUAAGCACUUCUCCAGGGGUACCAGAGUUUCCAGCUUGUGACAUGAUGUACAGUGAGUACACACCAUGUCAAGAUCCAAAUAGAGGUAGAAAAUUUGACAGAAACAUGAUGAAAUAUAGAGAAAGACAUUGUCCUUCAAAAGAAGAGCUUUUGUCUUGUCUUAUACCCGCGCCGCCGAAAUAUAAGACACCUUUUAAAUGGCCUCAAAGUAGAGAUUAUGCUUGGUAUGAUAAUAUUCCUCACAAGGAACUUAGUAUUGAGAAAGCUAUUCAAAAUUGGAUUCAAGUUGAAGGCGAUCGGUUUCGUUUCCCCGGUGGAGGUACCAUGUUUCCUCGCGGAGCCGACGCGUAUAUUGAUGAUAUUAAUGAGCUUAUUCCUCUUACUACUGGUAAUAUCAGAACUGCAAUUGAUACCGGAUGUGGUGUGGCAAGUUGGGGUGCUUACCUAUUGAAAAGAGACAUUGUUGCAAUGUCAUUUGCACCAAGAGAUACACAUGAAGCUCAAGUUCAGUUUGCAUUGGAGAGAGGAGUUCCUGCUAUGAUUGGUAUCAUGGCUUCACAGAGACUUCCAUAUCCAGCAAGAGCUUUUGACAUGGCUCAUUGUUCUCGCUGCCUCAUACCAUGGAACAAAUAUGAUGGUAUGUAUUUGAUUGAAGUAGAUAGAGUCCUAAGGCCAGGUGGUUAUUGGAUUCUCUCUGGUCCACCAAUCAGAUGGAAGAAAUAUUGGACAGGUUGGGAUAGAACACAAGAGGAUUUGAAGCAAGAACAAGAUUCCAUCGAAGAAGUUGCGAAACGCAUAUGUUGGAAGAAAGUUAUUGAGAAAAACGACCUUUCCAUUUGGCAAAAGCCUAAAAAUCACGUCGAAUGCGCGCAACUAAAACAAACUUACAAAACGCCGCACAUUUGUCAGUCUGAUAAUCCCGAUAUGGCUUGGUACCAAAACAUGGAAAAGUGCAUAACUCCACUACCUGAAGUCACCGGUUCAAGCCAAGUAGCCGGAGGAGAGCUAGAAAAAUGGCCGAAACGCGCGUUUGCGGUCCCUCCAAGAAUCGCGAGUGGUUCGAUACCAAGCAUGACUGCGGAGAAAUUUCAAAAGGAUAAUGAAUUAUGGAAGGACAGAAUAGCACAUUACAAGCAGAUUACUCCUAUUGCUCAAGGAAGAUAUAGAAACAUCAUUGAUAUGAAUGCUUAUCUUGGUGGAUUUGCAGCAGCAUUAAUAAAAUUUCCGGUUUGGGUUAUGAAUGUUGUUCCGUCAAAUUCAGCUCAUGAUACUCUUGGUGCAAUCUAUGAAAGAGGUUUCAUUGGUACUUACCAUGAUUGGUGUGAAGCUUUCUCAACUUAUCCUAGAACUUAUGAUCUCAUUCAUGCAGCUGGAGUUUUUGGAAUGUAUCAAGAUAGGUGCAACAUUAAUGUGAUACUAUUGGAGAUGGAUAGAAUACUAAGGCCAGAAGGAACUGUGAUAUUCAGAGAUGGAGUAGAGCUUCUAACAAAGAUUAAAAGUGUUAUAGAUGCAAUGAAAUGGAAGAGCACUAUAAUAGAUCAUGAAAGUGGACCCUUUAACCCAGAAAAGAUUCUUAUUGCUACAAAAUCUUAUUGGACUGGUGAAGUUAAAGCUAGUGGCAACUAA
Molecule: messenger RNA, 1884 nt
Organism: Lathyrus sativus (Indian pea)
Lineage: Eukaryota; Viridiplantae; Streptophyta; Magnoliopsida; Fabales; Fabaceae
Source: the annotation of a GenBank genome assembly